AUGGCCAUCAGCAUCAAGAUUCUCCAGACAGGGUCGAUAAGAAUCCGCCCCUCCCACCGUCAUCAGCCUGCCAAUAAAGCUGUACUCCUGCGCCGCCUGUCAGUCUUGCUGGACACAUCCUGGACAGAUCCGUUGCCUAUCAACACGUACUUGAUCGAUCAUCCAGAGGGGCCCAUUCUGUUCGACUCCGGCGAGUCGCCACACAGUAUGGAGCCCGGUUAUUUCCCACUCUGGAUGCCCUUCUUCCAUCUUGCUGUCGAUAUCGAUGUAGGAAAAGAUGAGGGCAUUGGCUCCCGACUUGAGCAAGAGAACCUUACUCCAGGUGACCUCAAGGCAGUCGUUUCAUCCCAUCUUCAUCAUGAUCAUGGUGACGGGCUGCCCGACCUCGUCGGAGCACCGGUCUGGAUCACCGAAGAACAUUGGCAGGCGUACAAGACGCCAUUUCAUGCUACAAUGGAAGGGGCCGUUCCGAACCAAUGGCCACCAUCUUUCAAACCUUCCAUUCUUCAACCAACCGGUGGCCUCAAUGGUCCAUGGAACCAGAGCUAUCCCAUCACCGAAGAUGGAAAGGUCGUGGCUGUCGACACACCCGGCCAUGUGCCAGGACAUCUUUCGGUCAUUGUUCGUGCUGAUGAUGUUUCGUAUCUCCUACUUGGGGAUGCUACAUAUGAUCAGGACCUACUCGACCAGGAGCUUACGGAUGGUGUCAACAGCAAUCCGGCGCUGGCAGUUGAUUCUCUCAGGAAAAUCAAAGAGUUUUCUAGGAGCGGAAACGUUGUGCUGCUCCCUGCUCACGACCCGCAAGCAGCUCAUCGCCUGACAGAGGAGGUCAUUUACAGACCUAAUAUGGUCGAGGGCCCACUGAAUCAAGGUUCUCUGUACACAACCCCCGGGCUGUUGCUGGUGCUUUUCGGGACUGUUGUGUUUUAUGGCUGA
Colletotrichum abscissum is the source of this 936-nucleotide messenger RNA. RefSeq names its product metallo-beta-lactamase superfamily protein. Bases 1 to 936 code for a protein of 311 amino acids. The transcript has a single exon. Lineage: Eukaryota; Fungi; Ascomycota; Sordariomycetes; Glomerellales; Glomerellaceae. The record is from RefSeq and is a predicted model, not a curated record.